Molecule: messenger RNA, 1314 nt
Organism: Synchytrium microbalum
Lineage: Eukaryota; Fungi; Chytridiomycota; Chytridiomycetes; Synchytriales; Synchytriaceae
Exons: 3
Coding region: 1-1314 (437 amino acids)
Biological process (GO): proteolysis
Molecular function (GO): zinc ion binding; metallocarboxypeptidase activity
Source: RefSeq, a predicted model, not a curated record
AUGUCCAAUGCUUUCCCGAGUGGAAGUCGUGAAGGCUACUACUCUUCCGACGACAUUCUCUCUCUAUUGAAGCAAAAAUCAACAAAUGUCGACUAUAUGAGCUAUUUCGAGGCCGGGAGUUCUUUACGAAAUCGAAAUCUCGGCGGACUCGUCAUAACUUCUGCCAAGAACACAACGAUCCCAACAACAGAUCGGCCUACUAUACUGAUAGUCUCUUUGCUCGAUGCCCAGACACCACUAGCACUCAUGACGUCCUUGUAUUUGAUCAACAAACUCUCUGAAACGGAACUGCCGAUACUCUCGUCGACACGUCUCGUGGUGAUGCCUUUAGUAAACGCAGACGCUUGGGAGAAAGCAGAGCCUGGAUAUGUUUCUCGUAAUAAGAAUAUGGCUUCUACUUGUAGUGCUGACGCUGACCUUGACGGAGUGGAUCUUACAAGGAAUUAUGAUGUCUAUUGGACCACAUAUUCUGGUAAUGACACUGAUGCAGCCCGCAUGGAUCACGAAGACGGUUGUUCGAAUAUAUAUCAUGGUAAAAGGCCGAAUGAAGAGCCAGAGACUAGAGCUGUGUUGGGCGCUUUGGAUAAAUUUAAGCCGAAAGCACUACUCAUGCUAUCUCAACUUCCACCCGUGAUAAAUAACUCUUCGCCAUUCGAAGCACGUAAAACACGUAUUGUCUCACCAUACACGUAUUCGCCAACUUUAAUACCAUCACCAGCAGAUCAAGUCGCAUACAAACUCCUUGUAGAGUCUAUAACAAACACCACAUCAGCAAUGGACUUGUACGCAGGUAGCGGACUCUCCAAACUCCCAUAUUUACGACCAGGCAGCCUAUUAGAUUACGCAUUCGACGCUCGUGGUAUAUUCUCUCUCGAAUUAGUCUUGUCUGUCGGCUCACACUCUGCAAGCGACUCUAUAUGGGUUGCUUCAGAUCAGCUGAUCUCUGUCAUAUCGCCCCAUACAGACGCGAUUAUAAACCUCCUAUCUGUCAUCCCACAAUUACCUGCAAAGGCAUCACGACCUGGUACAUCAAUAGGUGGUAAAGUCGCCAACACGAUCUUCUUUGGACCGUUGUUGUUUGGAUUUGUCUUGCUCCUUAUGUUAGGGACUGUAUGGGCCGUUGCGAGAUACGUUUUCCAGUAUGAUAACCUCUUUGUGAGGUUUAGGAAUUGGUGGAGGAGGGCGGAUCGUUGGUUGAAUCGGCAUAGAGGCUUUUCCAGACUCGGUGACAAACCACCAGAUGACGAGGAGUUACAAGAUGGGUUUGGUUUUGAAUUAGAUGAUGGGCUGCUCGAAGAAGAAGACGAAUCAUGA